Molecule: messenger RNA, 4199 nt
Organism: Oncorhynchus nerka (sockeye salmon)
Lineage: Eukaryota; Metazoa; Chordata; Actinopteri; Salmoniformes; Salmonidae
Product: liprin-alpha-1-like
Exons: 21
Coding region: 38-2530 (830 amino acids)
Biological process (GO): synapse organization
Cellular component (GO): presynaptic active zone
Molecular function (GO): protein binding
Source: RefSeq, a predicted model, not a curated record
GAGGUUUAGGUUUGGGAAUGUUUGUGUUUUUGCAAGUAUGAGGUGUUUGACUCUGUCUGUCCCGCAGGCGGAGGAGCGUCAUGGCAACGUGGAGGAGAGGGUGAGGCAGAUGGAGGCUCAGCUGGAGGAGAAGAACCAGGAACUGCUCAGGGCGCGCCAGAGGGAGAAGAUGAACGAGGAGCACAACAGGCGUCUGUCGGAGACGGUGGACAAGCUGCUGUCAGAGUCCAACGAGAGGCUACAGCUUCACCUCAAGGAGAGGAUGUCUGCCCUAGAGGACAAGAACGGCCUGAUCAGAGAUCUGGAGCACAGUAAGAAGCUGGUUGAGGAAACGCACCAUGAGAAGGAGCAGCUAUUGAUCCAGAUUGAGACGAUGCGGGCGGAGAACGAGCAAGGCAGGAACAGGAGCAACUCACUGCUGCACCAUGGGCGGUCUCACCAAGGCAGCACCCCAGACUUCCGGUACCCGGUGUCGGCCUCCUCCAUGAUGGACAGCCACUCGGACCACUACGGCAGCGCGCUGGUGCUGAGGCGGCCCCAGAAGGGGCGUCUCGCCGCGCUACGGGACGAACCCUCCAAGGUCCAGACUCUGAAUGAACAGGAGUGGGAGCGCGUGCAGCAGGCUAAUGUUCUGGCCAACGUUGCUCAGGCGUUUGAGUCUGACCUGGAGACGUCAGACCUGGAGGACGAUGAGCGCGAGACCAUCUUCAGCUCCGUGGACCUGCUGUCCCCUGCCGGCCAGGCUGACGCUCAGACCCUGGCCCUCAUGCUGCAGGAACAGCUGGACGCCAUCAACAACGAGAUCAGGAUGAUUCAGGAGGAGAAGGAGAACACAGCCAUGCUGGCAGAGGAGAUGGAGAGCCGUGUGGGCAGCGGGGACAGCCUGGGGGCCAGCCGCUUCCGCUCCAUGAGCUCCAUCCCCCCCUCCUCCAUGGGGGGCUCGUCGCCCCCCGGCUCAGGCUCCUCCACCCCGCGACGCAUCCCCAACCGCAGCCCCAACCGAGAGGUGGACCGCAUGGGAGUCAUGACCCUGCCUAGUGACCUGCGCAAGCACCGCAGGAAGUCUGCCCAGGACGACAAGACCACAAUCCAGUGUGAGACGUCUCCUCCCACCACCCCGCGCUCCAUGCGCCUGCACAAGGGGGCCAGCCACACUGCCAGCCAUGAGGACAUCAGGGACAUCCGCAGUAUGACCACCCUACAGGACGGCCAGGGUAGUAACCCCAGCAGCAGUAACAGCAGUCAGGACUCUCUGAACAAGGCAGCCAAGAAGAAGAGCAUCAAGUCCUCCAUCGGGCGCCUCUUCGGCAAGAAGGAGAAGGGACGGCCAGGCCCCCCAGGGAGCAAGGAGUCCCCUGGCAGCCAAGCUGGUACCCCCGAGGCAGAGACCUCUCCCCAGGAUGCACUGGGGCUGGGCAAACUAGGCGGCCCCGCUGAGAAGAACAGGAAACUGCAGAAGAAUCCAACGACAGGGCAUGAGUUGCUGGAGGAGGCUCGCAGGCAGAGUCUUCCCUUUGCCCAGUGGGACGGCCCUACUGUAGUGGUCUGGCUGGAGCUGUGGGUGGGUAUGCCAGCCUGGUACGUGGCGGCGUGUCGUGCCAAUGUGAAGAGUGGUGCCAUCAUGUCUGCUCUGUCGGACACAGAGAUCCAGAGGAGAUUGGCAUCAGUAACCCCUGCACCGCCUCAAACUGAGACUGGCCAUCCAGGAGAUCAUGUCUCUCACCUCCCCCUCUGCCCCCCGACCUCCAGAACCACGCUGGCGUAUGGAGACAUGAACCAUGAGUGGAUUGGUAACGAGUGGCUGCCCAGCCUGGGUCUGCCCCAGUACCGGUCCUACUUCAUGGAGUCUCUGGUAGACGCACGCAUGCUGGACCACCUCACCAAGAAGGACAUGAGGGGACAGCUUAAAAUGGUGGACAGUUUCCACAGGAACAGUUUCCAGUGUGGGGUGAUGUGUCUGAGGAGACUGAACUACGACAGGAAGGAGCUAGAGAGGAGGCGUGACGAGACCCAGCUGGAGCUGCAAGGUAACAGCUGGGAUAACGACGUGCUGGUGUGGAGCAACGAGCGUGUGAUCAGCUGGGUACAGGCCAUGGGGCUGAAGGAGUACAGUAACAACCUGCUGGAGAGCGGCGUGCACGGAGCCCUGCUGGCCCUGGAUGAAACCUUCGACCACAACGCUCUGGCCCUACUGCUGCAGAUCCCCAUGCAGAACACACAGGCGAGAGCAGCUCUGGAGAGUGAGUACAACAGUCUACUGGCCAUCGGUACAGAGAGGAGACUGGAUGAGAAUCUCUUCCAGGAGGACGAUAACAACUUCCGGCGCGCCCCCUCCUGGAGGAAGAAGUUCCGGCCCAAAGACGCACGGGGGAUGUCCCCGGGCUCAGCCGACACCCUGCCCGCCAACUUCAGACUGACCAAUAGCAACGCAGCGUCCCCCUCCACGCAGCCGAAAAGGAGCCACAUGGACGGGAGUCAGUCUGCAAUACAGAGGCUGGACACUGCCACAGUCAGGACAUACUCCUGCUAACACAACACAUUGAUCCUCAUUAUUUCUAUAGGUGACUGCUGGUUGGAGGAUGAGGGGUGAGUUACCCCCCCCCCCCCAUCAGGAGCAGCUGCUGACCCUGCAAGGACAGAGUUUUAUUGUUAUCACAGCGAUAAAAGAAGUAGCAACCACAUCACCAAUCUCCGUACUAGAGGGCCCGUGUCCUAGAUGUAUCAAUCUUUAUUGUUCUAUUUAUGUUAGCAAGCUGGUGGGACAUGAUUUUAGAUUUGUUAUGUAUCUAUCUGUUACUUCACCCGUCUCUCCCGGCUAAAUGGAAAUGUCCCUAUUUUCUAAAAAACUGUUCCAACUGUGUCCUUAUCAAGGUUAACUCUCAGAUGUAACUGAAUGUUUUUAGAUGGUCUGGAGUUUGUAUAUUUUUUCAACAGACAUUAUCUAAUCAUUUUAUAUAUAUAUACAUAUAUAUAUAUAUAUAUAUAUUCCUGAUCUUGUAUUGACCAGAUGUAUGUUUUUAUUUCUCUGUCCUCUGUUGUUUUUAAUCAUUGAACUGAUGAUCAAGUGACUUUAAUAAGUGACUUUCUAUCUGAAUUGGACCCCAUUUCCCUUCGACCCCAUUUCCCUUCAAUCCCAGCCUGUUAUCUUCAAGCGUAUCCAUGGUGAUUAUUUGUAAAUGCAGCUCUUAUAGGACAAUGAGAAUAUGUGAAUAUCAGAAAUAUUGCUGGAGUUCUGACUGACAUUGUUUCACCAACUGCUACAACGCUGUGGUCGCUAAGCACCGGGCGGACCGUAACCACAACAAGGCCCUAGGUAACUGUGACGACAGGUGACACGUGAAACAACUCUCUUUGUUUUUUUCCUGUGAAACCAAACCUGUAGAAAGACUGAAACAAAAGCCAUAAACAGUAGUGAAGACCAGGGCUGUUUUCAGAUGCAUCGCUUGGUAAGAGACCGUUCCACUGUGUAGGAUCUCCCAUUCUCCAGUCAACCUCGCAUGCCCAAACUCUCCAUUCCUCUUUUCCUCCUUCUCCUCAUCCCUCUCUUUUCCCUGCCUUCCCCCUGGAGCGCGCUAACGGGAGGCCAGACGUGCGUGAAGAUCAACUCGCUUGUACCUGAGCCGACAGCGUGGCGGCUCUACUAUCGACGGACCAAGUCCACUGUGGCCUAAACUGAUCCCAGCGACUAGCUUACUCACCCGAGGUGGAGCGAUCUACCCACAAACCUUUAACCAACUCUUUUUACUACGGACACUUCUAAUCCAGCCUAAUGGGGGGGUUUUCUUACCUUAUUUCUCUGGCUGUCUUAUUUAUUCGUCAUCUCCGUCGUGUUUGUUGCUUUCUCAGUUUCAUUUUUAGAAGUUGCCAUUUUUUAAAAGCUGUUUCUGAGUGUUUUAACACAGGUUGCCAUGGCAAUACUUUUUCAAGACAGAUAAUGUCACGGAAGCAAAGACUUCCUGUCCACAUUUAGUUAUGUUAUUCCCUUUGUGAUUUAGUCAUUUUAUAAUGCACAAUGCAAAUGCUGAUAUUAUUAUUUUAUUUUUUUUAAUCUUCAGUUUUCCCCCAUUUUAUUCUCCUGCUCUGGUAACAAUUAUGUACAGUCUGAGUACUUAACUAUUUUAUCACAGUAUUAUUUAUGGAUUUACUUUCAAUAAAAUACUGAAACUUAUUUUCCACUGCCAAUAAAAAGCUUAAGUCUU